ACUAUUAAAUCCUACUCGAAUUUUGCAUUAUUCAUUUUGUAUGGGAUGUGUCGGUCAUCUAUCGAUAGUACCUAUGACAUUGCGGGCCGAACUCUAAUUAUGGGCAACAACGCUUGCGUCAUCAGAUCGAGGAAGCAUAGCACAGAAGAUUUUAAUUUUUCUCAGCAGAGCUAGGGAGAAUAUAUAGCUGGAAAUGGAGGUCUCUGCUUCGGGAGAACUUCCGGCGCCGGCUGGCUCCAUUUACGACCGGCGAAGUGAGAUAAAAUCAUUUGAUGAAACAAAAACAGGGGUCAAAGGUCUCGUCGACGCCGGCGUCGUGGAGAUCCCCCGGAUGUUCUUUCACCCGCCGGAUGAUUCCAAGAAGGCGCCGGGAAACGGGGAUUCCCGGUUCGUUUUUCCGGUGAUAGAUCUCGGAGGCAUGGACGGAGACCCGAUUCGGCGGAAGGAGGUGGUGGAAGAAGUGAGGAAAGCGGCGGAGAGUUGGGGCUUCUUCGAGGCGGUAAACCAUGGGAUACCGGCGAGCGUUUUGGAGGAGAUGCUGGCAGGCGUGCGCAGAUUUUACGAGCAAGAUGAGGAGGUGAAGAAGGAGAAUUACACGCGGGACAACUCCCGGAAAAUAGUUUACAAUAGCAAUUUUGAUCUAUACUCUGCACCCGCAGCUAAUUGGAGGGAUACCUUUUUCAGCAUGAUGGCUCCUGAUCCCCCUCCUCCUGAAGAGUUGCCAGUCGUGUGCAGAGAUAUACUGGUGCAGUAUUCAAAUCACAUAAAGAUGCUUGGGUUUUCAUUGUUUGAGUUGCUGUCCGAGGCUCUUGGGCUAAACUCAAGCCAUCUAAAAGAUAUGGACUGUGCCGAGGGAGUACUUGUCCUCUGUCAUUAUUAUCCAGCAUGCCCACAGCCAGAAUUAACUUUAGGCACAAGUAAACAUGCAGACAAUGACUUCCUUACAGUGCUUUUACAAGAUCAGAUGGGAGGCCUCCAGGUUCUGCAUCAGAAUCAUUGGGUAGAUGUUCACCCUACACCUGGAGCCCUAGUUGUUAAUGUCGGCGACCUUCUUCAGCUUAUAACGAAUGACAAGUUCAAAAGUGUGGAACACAGAGUAUUGGCUAACAGUGUUGGCACGAGAGUAUCAGUGGCUUGCUUUUUUAGCACUGGCUUUUAUCCAUCCUCCAAACUCUAUAGACCAAUAAAGGAACUGCUAACAGAAGAGAAUCCUCCCAAGUAUAAGGAAACUACAGUGAGAGACUAUUGUGCCUACUUCAAUGCAAAAGGGCUUGAUGGGACCUCUGCCUUGUUGCGUUUUAGACUUUAAACAUUGCUAUGGAGAUGAAGAAGAGGGUCACAAGAUGGAUGGUGAGGAUUAGAUGAACAAGAGGAAUGUUUAGAUCAUUUGUCUUAGUAGUAUUUACACGUAUUGUUGUUGCCAUACCAUAUAUUUGUAGUUUGCCUCUUGUGUGAAGGCUUAUAAUAUUACCUUUUUAUUAUAUGGGAUCACUUUGAGUGAAAUGUACUAUUACCAUGUGUCAUUAAUAUUGCUCUAGUGACUUUGAUUUGGCUUGCA
Molecule: messenger RNA, 1558 nt
Organism: Malania oleifera
Lineage: Eukaryota; Viridiplantae; Streptophyta; Magnoliopsida; Santalales; Ximeniaceae
Product: 1-aminocyclopropane-1-carboxylate oxidase homolog 1-like
Exons: 3
Coding region: 194-1309 (371 amino acids)
Source: RefSeq, a predicted model, not a curated record